Molecule: messenger RNA, 2218 nt
Organism: Sciurus carolinensis (gray squirrel)
Lineage: Eukaryota; Metazoa; Chordata; Mammalia; Rodentia; Sciuridae
Gene: Osgin1
Product: oxidative stress induced growth inhibitor 1
Exons: 6
Coding region: 80-1492 (470 amino acids)
Source: RefSeq, a predicted model, not a curated record
CCAGGCCAGGCUCCCCAGGCUCCCUCUACCCCCACCGUCAGGCCAGCUGCCAGCCUCCAGUGCCCCACCAGCCCCAGCCAUGAGCUCUUCCAGGAGGGGCCACUUCAGCGCCAGCAGCUCCGAGCCGCUCCCGGUCAUCAUCAUCGGCAAUGGCCCCUCAGGCAUCUGCUUGUCCUAUCUGCUCUCGGGCCACACCCCCUACGUGAGACCAGAUGCAGUUCACCCGCACCCCCUGCUGCAGAGGAAGCUGGCCGAGGCGCCGGGGGUCUCCAUCCUGGACCAGGACCUGGAUUACCUGUCCGAAGGCCUCGAAGGCCGCUGCCAGAGUCCCGUGGCUCUGCUCUUUGAUGCCCUCCUGCGCCCAGACACAGACUUCGGGGGCAACGUGGACUCGGUCCUCACCUGGAAGCACCAGAAGGAGAGAGCCAUUCCCCACGUGGUCCUGGGCCGCAACCUCCCCGGUGGGGCGUGGCAUUCCAUCGAAGGCUCCAUGGUGACCCUGAGCCAAGGCCAAUGGAUGGGGCUUCCCGACCUGCAGGUCAAGGACUGGAUGCAGAGGAAGCGCAGAGGCCUUCGCAACAGCCGAGCGACAGCCGGGGACAUCGCCCACUACUACAGGGACUACGUGACCAAGAAGGGGCUGAGCCACAACUUUGUGUCUGGUGCUGUGGUCACAGCUGUGGAGUGGGGGGGCCCUGAGCCCAGCCCCCUCUUCCAGGUCAGCGGCUUCCUGACCACCAAGGACCAGGGUCAGCAGCCCUUCUCGCUGUGGGCCCGCAACGUGGUCCUGGCCACAGGCACGUUCGACAGCCCGGCCAGGCUAGGCAUCCCCGGAGAGGCCCUGCCUUUCGUCCAUCACGAGCUGUCGGCCCUGGAGGCGGCCACGCGGAUGGGUGCCGUAAGCCCGGCCUCAGACCCGGUCCUCAUCGUGGGCGCUGGGCUGUCCGCGGCCGACGCGGUCCUCUACGCCCGCCACUACAACAUCCCGGUGAUCCAUGCCUUCCGCCGGCCAGUGGACGACCCCGGACUGGUGUUCAACCAGCUGCCCAAGAUGCUGUACCCCGAGUACCACAAGGUGCAGCAGAUGAUGCGCGAGCAGUCGGUGCUCUCACCCGGCCCCUACCAGGGCUACCGCAGCCUCCCCGAGCACCAGCCCCUGCUCUUCAAGGAGGACGGCCAGGCUGUGUUCCGGGACCCGCAGGGCGGCCAGCAGGUCUUCGGAGUCUCCCUGGUGCUGGUCCUCAUCGGCUCGCACCCUGACCUCUCCUUCCUCCCUGGGGCGGGCGCUGACCUGGCCGUGGAUCCCGAGCAGCCCCUGAGCGCCAAGAGGAACCCCAUCGAUGUGGACCCCUUCACCUACCAGAGCACCCACCAGGAGGGCCUGUACGCAGUGGGGCCGCUGGCCGGUGACAACUUUGUGCGGUUUGUGCAGGGCGGAGCCCUGGCGGUGGCCAGCUCCCUGCUAAGGAAGGAGAUAAGGAAACCACCCUAGCGUCCACCUGGUGACCUUGCACCCAGGCCCCGAGGAGGAGGGAGAUCACCACAGCCCUGCCAGCAGCAGGGCCCACUGAAGAUGUGCACGGAGGGUCUCUCCUGGCAGGAGACGGAGGAGCCGUGAGACCGCUCUCAGGGGUCAGGAGGAGUGGGGAAAACUCGCACACUGCCCCACACUCAGACCAAGGCCCAAGGCCAAGGCCCAAGUGUGGGCGGCGCAGGGGUGCUGGGAGCAGUGGCUGUGGGCCAGGCUGGGCCUGGGUCUGGGCCCUGGGGGAGGCUGCCAGUGUGAGCGGGGAUCACCAGGGCCAGCUGAGCACCCAGCCAGGAAGAGUGCCCGUCCCACUCCUUCCAGAGUCAAGUCACAAAUAAAACCAGUGUCUGCCUCCACUCCCACACCCAAGGACUCCAUGCUUGGGGCGCGGGCCAGGACUGGGAGCUGGGGCCCCUAAAAGGGGCCUAAGGCUGGGGGUCAGCUGCGGCAGCUGAGCAGAGAGCUGUGCAGAAGUCCACAGACGGUGUGCACAGGAGGCGAGCCUGGGAGCAAAGGCCACGGCAGCCCCUGCUCACCCCUGCAACCUGGGCAGCCCUCCCUGUCUGUUCCAGUCAGUUCCUUUCAGCCACUCAUGCUCAUCUUGCUCCUGCCUACCUGCUACAGGGCCUUUGCACUGGCUGGUGUCCAGCCUGAGGCACUUUCCCUUACCUGUUUAACUCCUCCUCUAAA